GAUUUCUCUUAAUGUUUAUGGAUUAAGUUGAUCUUCCCUCGUUCUUCUUCUGAAAAUUUUUAAAUCGAAUAUUAAUUCAAAGAAGUAAUUAUCAAUACUAUAAAAGAUAGAUGUUAAGAUGCAAAAUAUGUCAUCACUCAUCAAAUUAAACUAUCAAGUUUCGACAUGUUCUCAGCUGUAUAAAAGUUUUGUAAGAUAUUACAUUAGAGGUAAACCUCCCGGUAUUGCAAAAACUCUGAGUCAGCGUCUUGCAAUGGAAAAUCGAGAGGAUCCUGAAUUAAGCACAAGAAUUGAUAUUGGAUUUCCAGCACCAAGACCAUCCCGAUCAACCGAAUUGAAACAACGUCUUGAGCAUCUAAAAAAGCAUCGAAAUGAUAGUAAUCUUGAAAAACUUGCACGUAACAACACAUUGAACAUUGAUUUAGAUGAGGUAAAGAAAGAUUGGUUGGCAACAGCUGGUCCUCUGCAUAUAAGAAAAAUUGCAGAACGUUACGACAUUUAUGGAUUAUUUGGAAAGUACGCCUACUUCACACCAAGACUGGCUUUGGAUAUUAAAUUCAAACAGUCAGACGACACAUAUUUUCCUGUCUACUAUGGUAAUCGUUUAAAGCCUAGCGAUGCAGUAAAUCCACCGACAGUAAACUUUAAUCAUGAAUUCAAUGUUCAUGGACUCGAUUCAAAAGGAAAGUCAUUUUUCACUUUAGUUCUUACAAAUCCUGAUGGACAUUUCACUCAGGAAAACAAAGAAUAUAUUCACUGGAUGGUAGGCAAUAUUAGAGAUGGCGAUUUAUUGAAAGGUGACACAGUCGUUCCUUUCCUACAACCAUUUCCAGCUCAAGGGACUGGAUAUCAACGAUACAUUUUUAUCAUGUACAAACAUGAUAAAGAGCUAAAUUUUGAAGAAGAAAAAGUCAAGGAAUCCAAUAACUUAGAAAUGCGAACAUUCAGUACUUAUGACUUUUAUCGGAAGUAUCAAGAUGAAAUGACACCCGCUGGUUUGUCGUUCUUCCAAGCUGACUGGGAUGAUUCAUUAACAGAUUUCUACCAUAAUGUUCUCAAUAUGAAGGAACCUGUCUACGACUACGAUUAUCCUGAAGCUAUUCUUAAAAAAGAAAAAGCUUUUCCCCUUAGACAGCCUUUUAAUCUGUACUUGGAUAGAUACAACGAUCCAAAAGAAGUAAAUAAAAGAUUCCUUGAAGAAGAAUUAGCUAAAACACAUCCAUUUGAUGGCCCUGAACCACCAUUUCGCUUCCCAAAUGCACAAUACUUAGCUGCCAAUAUACCAAGCUGGCGAAAAACUGAAAUCAGAAAAGCUCGUCAAAAGCUAGGCAGAAUCAACGAAAUUAAGAAAAUUUAAAACAAAAAUUCUUUCAUUUUUAGAUGAUAAAUAAAAUUUACUAGAAAAUUA
Molecule: messenger RNA, 1408 nt
Organism: Clunio marinus
Lineage: Eukaryota; Metazoa; Arthropoda; Insecta; Diptera; Chironomidae
Source: the annotation of a GenBank genome assembly